This is a messenger RNA of Prionailurus viverrinus (fishing cat), 3549 nucleotides long. RefSeq names its product RAS guanyl releasing protein 4 (gene RASGRP4). Lineage: Eukaryota; Metazoa; Chordata; Mammalia; Carnivora; Felidae. The coding region runs from base 124 to 2259 and encodes 711 amino acids. Gene Ontology annotation, biological process: Ras protein signal transduction; positive regulation of GTPase activity. The record is from RefSeq and is a predicted model, not a curated record. The transcript is spliced from 16 exons. Gene Ontology annotation, cellular component: plasma membrane. Gene Ontology annotation, molecular function: guanyl-nucleotide exchange factor activity; calcium ion binding.
UCCUCUUUCCUUCCCAAGCACCAGAGGAGGCCCCAGCUCCCAAGGGGCUAAGAAGCUGGAGCACUGGGGAGGAGGAAGAACUGAGCCAGACUUUGGCAAGACCCCCUCCCCCCACCAGGAAGCAUGAACAGGAAAGACAGCAAGAGGAAGUCCCACCAGGAAUGCCCAGCAAAGACAGGGGGGCGGGGCCGGCCCCGACAGGCCCGGCGCCACAAGACGUGCCCCAGCCCCCGGGAAAUCAGCAAGGUCAUGGCUUCCAUGGCUCUGGGCAUGCUGAAUGAGGGCGGCUGCAGCGAAGAUGAGCUGCUGGAGAAAUGUAUUCAGUCCUUCGACUCAGCUGGCAGCCUGCGCCGUGGGGACCACGUUCUCAACAUGGUGCUGGCCACGCACAGCUGGGUGCUGCCUUCCGCCCACCUCGCUGCCCGCCUGCUGACCUUGUACCAGGAAGCCACAGGGGACACACAGGAGCUGAGACGGCUGCAGAUCUGCCACCUGGUCAGGUACUGGCUGACCCAACACCCGGAGACAGUGCAUCAAGAGCCUCAGCUAGAAGAGGUUAUCGGGCGCUUCUGGGCCACUGUGGAGCAGGAGGGCAACUCUGCCCAGAGGAGCCUGGGAGACUCCUCCACCCUCCUGAGCCCCGGGGGCCCUGGCCCCCCGCCCCCUCUGAGCAGCCCAGGCCUCGGCAAAAAGCGCAAAGUGUCCUUGCUCUUCGACCACCUGGAGACGGAGGAGCUGGCUCAGCAUCUCACUUACCUGGAGUUUCGCUCCUUCCAGGCUAUCACGCCCCAGGAUCUGCGGGGCUACGUUUUGCAGGGCUCCGUGCGGGGCUGCCCGGCCCUGGAGGGAUCCGUAGGCCUCAGCAACAGCGUGUCCCGCUGGGUGCAGGUCAUGGUGCUGAGCCGUCCCGGGCCGGCACAGCGCGCGCAGGUGCUGGACAAGUUCAUCCACGUGGCACAGAGGCUCCACCAGCUACAGAAUUUCAACACACUGAUGGCGGUCACGGGGGGCCUGUGUCACAGUGCCAUCUCCAGACUCAAGGACUCCCAUGCUCAUCUGAGCCCUGACAGCACCAAGGCCCUGCUAGAACUGUCUGAGCUCCUCGCUGCCCACAACAACUACGCCCGUUACCGCCGCACCUGGGCUGACUGCACGGGCUUCCGGCUGCCGGUACUGGGCGUGCACCUCAAAGACCUGGUGUCCCUGCAUGAGGCACAGCCCGACAGGUUGCCAGACGGCCGCCUGCACCUCCCCAAACUCAACAACCUCUACCUGCGGCUGCAGGAGCUGGCAGCCCUCCAGAGGCAGCACCCGCCCUGCAGUGCCAAUGAGGACCUGCUGCAUCUUCUCACGCUUUCCCUGGAUCUCUUCUACACGGAGGACGAGAUCUAUGAGCUUUCUUACGCCCGGGAGCCCCGCUGCCCCAAGAGUCUGCCACCCUCCCCCUUCAAAGCGCCCCUGGUGGUGGAGUGGGCCCCUGGCGUGACACCCAAGCCUGACAGGGUCACCCUGGGUCAGCACGUGGAGCAGCUGGUGGAGUCUGUGUUCAAGAAUUAUGACCCUGAAGGCCGAGGAACCAUCUCUCAGGAGGACUUUGAGCGAUUCUCAGGCAACUUCCCCUUCGCCUGCCAUGGGCUUCACCCACCGCCCCGCCCGGGGAAUGGCUCCUUCACCCGAGAAGAGCUGACGGCGUACCUGCUCCGGGCCAGCGCCAUCUGCUCCAAGCUGGGCCUGGCCUUCCUGCACACCUUCCAUGAAGUCACCUUCCGCAAGCCCACCUUCUGUGACAGCUGCAGUGGCUUCCUCUGGGGCGUCACCAAGCAAGGCUACCGCUGUCGGGACUGUGGGCUGUGUUGCCACAAACACUGCAGAGACCGUGUGAAGGUAGAGUGUAAGAAAAGGCCAGGGGCCAAGGGCGAUGUGAGCCCCCCUGGAGCCCCUGGCCCACCCACACCAGCCCCCCACGCCAGCUGUGGUAAGACCCAGGGUGUGGCAGUCCUGGGAAGGGGGCCUGCUGGAUGGGGAUUAACUUCAAGGUCACAAGGCCCUUCCGGUCGUAACCACGCCACCCACGCCCAUCACCCCACAAACAGGCACAGAGGACAAUCUCUCCUACACACUAUCCCUGGAGCCGGAGACGGGGCACCAUCUUCGCCAUGCCUGGACUCAGACAGAGCCCCCGCACCCUUCCUGGGAACCACAGACGGUGCCCCUCGAACGACGGCCCUGCCCACCCAGCCCUCCACGCUGAAUUCCUAGACCCUGCUUGGGUCUGACCUCUCUCACCUCCCCCACAGUCAGUCCCAAGUCCUAUUCUUCGGCCUCCAGCAGGACCCCCAAAGGCGUCACCUCCUUCACAUCCACACUGCCUUCAGCGAAGAGUUUGUCAUUUCUUACUCCGAAAGUUUCUUCUUUUGCAUCAGAGUGCCUACAACCUGUAUUCUGUUUUCCUGCACUUAGCAUCUGUGUGGUUUCAUGGUGGAUAUGUUUAGACCUAAGUGUCAUCUCACCGUGUCCUUACAUCUCCAUUUUACAGAUAAGGAAACUGAGGCCCAGGGAGGUUAAGCUGCUCUCUAAGGUGGCAGAGCUCCUAAGUGUUGGAGGCAGGACUCAAACCCUGGUGGUCUGUCUGCCUCUAAAACGGAAGCUCCUUACCAAUAUGCUACACUGACAGCAUGGGUCAGGAUGGGAGGGGAUAGGCUGGGCAGAGUUCCUAACUCUGGGGCUCCAGAGACAGGAGAGAAGGCUGGAGUAGAGAUGGAACAGGGAGCCUGUGAACACCUGAGUCCCUCCUCUGCUCAGAGCCCUUCCACGCCUCAGUCUCACUCAGGGAAAGCCAGAGUCCUCACUGUGGCCCACCUCCCACAAUCUAUUUGUCACCUCUCUGACCUUACCUACCACCACCCACCCCCUUACUCAUCCUGCUUCAACUACACUGAACCCUAUGGUCCCUGAACGUGCCAAAAAUACUCCUACCUCAGGGCCUUUGCACUGGCAGUUCCCUCUGCCUGGAGUGCUCUUCCAGAGGCCUCCAUGGCUCCCUCUUUGGGACUUAGCUCAAAUGUCACCUUCUCAGUGAGGCCCUUCUGACCAUACUCGAAGUUGCAAUCCACCCCCAGUCCUGCUUCUGUUUUCCUGCUUUUUUUUCCCCCCAAAGUCCUUUACCCAUCUGACAAACAAUACUCUUUUACCUAUUUAUCUUAUUGAAUGUCUGCUCCUCGUCACCAGAAAUGUCAGCUCCAGGACAGCAGGGGUUUUUAUAAUCUAUACUUUUCGCUACUGUAUUCCUGGUGCCUAGAACGGGGCUGGCACAUGGUGGGCACCUGAGAACUGUUCGUCCAAUGCCAGCAUGUCUCCCUCCCUAUGCCCACAGGAAGGGAAAGAUGUGUUGCUAAAGAGCAAAGGACUAUGAGGGUCAGAGCAACAGGGGCCUGUUGAAACCCAGUGGACAUAGACACCCCUACCCCUUCUCAAACCUGAGCACCCCUGGCCUGACCCCACAGAGACAGGUCCUACAGCUGUCAUAAAUUAAAUUUAUUUUCUAGAGAA